GAAGGCAAAUCGGCAGUAAACAUGGCGGCGGAUUAUGCAUCGUUUCUUGUGCUGGGUUCGGUUUUUCUUUGCAAUCUCAUGAAAACACUCUUGCCGAGCAUCUCCUCGUUUCUCUCCAAGAUGGUGCAAAAAGAUGCCGAACAGGAGAAUGAGAUGAGGGCUGAAAUCCAUGCGAUGAAGAAAGAGCAGUCUUCUAUUAGUAUGAUGGAUGAAUUUGCCCGAUAUGCCCGGUUAGAGCGCAAAAUAAACAAGAUGACGGAUAAGCUCAAAACACACGUGAAAACCAGAACUGCACAACAAGCCAAAAUGAAAUGGGUUGUCAACAUAGUCUUUUACAUACUGCAGGCUGCUCUGAUGAUCUCUUUAAUUUGGAAGUAUUAUUCUGACCCAGUGAUUGUGGUUCCCAGUAAAUGGAUUGCCCCUGUCGAACGUCUUGUCGCUUUCCCAACUGGAGUUGCAGGUGGUGUGGGAAUUACAUGCUGGUUGGUCGUUUGCAACAAGGUAGUCACAUUGGGUCUGCAUGCCUUCAGCUAGAAACUGGACAUGCCAUUAUAUAAUGUCAAAACACUUGUUUAUCUUAAAGUGCCCCAGAACAUAAAUCCUUGUUUUGUUUCUGAAUACAUUAUGUGUGAAGAUAAGUGCUGAAAACAUGUGCAAAGACUGAGAACAAUAUAGUACUGAAUUGUUGAGAUAUGGCUUAAAACUCUUUUUCACCAUCUAUAUUUUCCUGAUUUUUCCAUAUUUUUCUGGACAGGGCUAAAAACUAUCCUCGUGAUGUCAAGAGCUUUGGGCGUAUACUUUCCAUCCCCCACUAUUUAAACACCAAGCGCCAUUAUUCCAUGCAGUAGCGAUCCGGCAAAAUUGUCGCUUCCUCAUUCAUGACGGAUCCAGUUCUACCAGUAUUGCGUGCAGUAAGCCAUCAAAGUAUGCCUACAACUUGAAAGAAUACAUCCUAACAUGUCUCUGCCAUCUGGCCCCACGCGUGUUAUGUUGCGAUGCAGCAGCGAGCUGCACAGGAUCCGUGACCCCACGCCAGCCCGACAGCGGUUAGAGUAUACUGCAAAGGUCCCACGCAAUGGGUGAGGAAGAGGAGGGACGAAAAAAAAAGGCCGAAGGCUGCAACUCACAAUGCAAACACCACAGGACCGCCUCAACACGCGCACAAACACACACACACCUCCUCGCGACGCAUCACGGCUGACAAUUCUCUCCGUUGAUUAAUGGCCCGCUUAAUUUCAACAGAAACAAAGAGGUAGAAUGACUCGCUGCAGCUCGUGCGAGCUAUGUGCAUCGCUGCUCUCCCCGCAGAUAGAUAGGUGCUGCUGUAGAAGUAUUUGAUUGACAGCUGGAGGCGGGAUUUUCAGAGCACCCAGUGACAUGCCCACAGUGUCUGGAAACUCAGAAUAUCUAAAUUCUUGAGCAUUUUGAAGCCUGAUUUCACAUUGAAGUUUUUGUAUCCAUUCAUUCAUUGUCCGGCUUACUCUUUUAACAUUUAACAUUACUCUUUUCUGUGGUGUGUGGAAUUCAAAACAUAUUUUUUUGACCUGUUUUGUCGCACUUUAACCUAAAUGUGCUCCAGCAUUUGGUCUGCAGCAGCACAUUUAGCAUUGACUGUCUGUCACUUUUUGUUUGUAAGUUGAUGAUUUAUUGUAUUGUGUAUAUAUUUUGUUUAAUCCAUUCUGAGAAGCCUUUCAAUAAAACAUAAAAAACAGUGUUGUUUUU
Messenger RNA from Phycodurus eques (leafy seadragon), 1722 nucleotides. It is a transcript of the gene get1, whose product is annotated as guided entry of tail-anchored proteins factor 1. NCBI's taxonomy places the organism in Eukaryota, Metazoa, Chordata, Actinopteri, Syngnathiformes, Syngnathidae. The record is from RefSeq and is a predicted model, not a curated record. The transcript has 5 exons. Gene Ontology annotation, biological process: tail-anchored membrane protein insertion into ER membrane. The coding region runs from base 22 to 534 and encodes 170 amino acids.